AUGAAGUUAGACCAAGUUGCAGAUGCGUUGAUAACACGACUUCGCAAAGGAUUUAACACAAGUGAACGGCAUUUGCAACGUAAGGUCUGGGACUUGCGCUCGAACAUAUCUAAUCGGUUCAAAGUUCAACGAGAACCGAAAAAUUACGCUUUCGUAUCCACUCAGUCGACCUUUCGUAGGUGA
Plasmopara halstedii is the source of this 183-nucleotide messenger RNA. RefSeq lists its product as uncharacterized. Bases 1 to 183 code for a protein of 60 amino acids. The record is from RefSeq and is a predicted model, not a curated record. Lineage: Eukaryota; Oomycota; Peronosporomycetes; Peronosporales; Peronosporaceae. The transcript is spliced from 2 exons.